UUGUGUUGCCAAGGAAGGAGGGCGCGCGAGCCAGGCAGCCAGCGUCCACUCGCAGGCUUGAACUUUGCACCACUUUCCCAGUCGCUGGUGCCGCCGCCGCCUCCUGAGCGGGAGCGAACGUCACCCUGCGCGGCAGCCGGGAACGCCUGGCUGGCCGGUCCUGGGGCGUCCUGUGCGUUCUUGCUGCUGCUGCUGCCGCGACAGCCCCUCCUGCCGUGGCGUGAAGGGAGAUUCCUUCUCUCCGCCGCCACCUUUUCCCGCCAGACGCGGGAGGGAGGAGGAGAGAAGGCAGCAAGUUCGGGCCGUGGCGUCUGUGUGGGGAAAAGGGAGGGUCUUGAAGAGCUGAAUUGGGUUGUGUGAUAAGACCAUAGAAGGUUCUGUGAGGAGGAGGAGAGCGGGGAGGGCGCGCAAGAAUUUGAGGUGGAGCAGAAAAUACUUUUUGUUUUGAGGGGGGAAGGAGGUAGCAGAGCUUUGAGGUAGAAAGGGUGUUUUCAGGGGGAGAUUCUCCUGUAAUCUGUUUCCCCUCUUGCCCAGCAAACUUGGGCGUAAAAGGGAAACCAGGUGCUGUGGCUGGUGUGGAUCUGAGCAGCUGCUUGGAGAGACCCCGGAGUCCUCUCGCUCCCUUCCCCCGGCCUGCGUCUUCGCUCGCAGCUCCCUUUUAUUUUCCCACCCCUUCCCGACCUCCUUCCCUCCUCCCCCGGUCAGCCAGGAGCGAUGAGGGAGAAUGGCAGUAACACGUGAAAGCGAGGAGAAAAAAACCCGGGAGCGGUCCUGACUUGGGGGGGUGGAAAGAGGCAGGCUGGGCAGCGUGAGAAGGAAGAAGGUGGGUUUUUCCUCCCCAAGGGGGCUCUCUCUUCCCUCCACCCCUUUCCCUCGGCUAGUUGGGUAAUUCCUGGUUCCUGGAGCUGACAGGUGCUCCUGCGAGUCAGCCGCCACUUCUCGCGCCCCUGCCUCCUUUUCUUGCCCUCCUCUGCCCACCGACCCACCGGUCCCUUUUCUCAUCCUUGGGAAACUGACUCGAGAGCCCAUAUUAUGCUUUGAACGUCGGGCGAGAGACGAACCCUGGAGACGCUGGGAGAAAAGACGGUAGCGGGACGCAAAAAAGUUUUGGAUGGGAUUAUGCGGAAACUACCCUGCUCUUCUGUGCUGCCCGAGCAGGAUCAGUGCUGCUUUCUCCCCGGCGGUGCAGCCUUCGCGGGGUGGUGGAGGUGGUGAAAAGGACGCGGGGAGGGCUUGAGCUUGCAAGUGCUUCGGUGUGUGUGCUUGAGAGCUUCGACCCAGCCUGCCAAAUGCUCCUCUUCGGGUUCCUCUGGCUGACAUUUGCCCUGGUCAGCCCGAGGCAGGGAGCUCAAGCCGAAUCGAACCUGAGCAGCAAGUUCCAGUUUUCCAGCGCCAAGGAGCAAAACGGAGUACAAGAACCUCAACAUGAGAAGAUUAUUACAGUAUCUGCUAAUGGAAGUAUUCACAGCCCUAAGUUCCCAUAUACUUAUCCCCGCAACACAGUACUGGUGUGGCGAUUAGUAGCAAAUGAGGAGAAUGUGUUGAUACAGCUCACUUUUGAUGAAAGGUUUGGGCUUGAAGACCCAGAAGAUGAUAUCUGCAAGUAUGACUUCGUAGAAGUUGAAGAGCCUACUGAUGGCAGUAUUUUAGGGCGGUGGUGUGGUUCCGCUGCUGUUCCAGGCAAACAGGUUUCCAAAGGGAACCAAAUCAGAAUAAGAUUUGUUUCUGAUGAAUAUUUUCCUUCUGAACCUGGAUUCUGUAUUCAUUAUACUCUUCUCACACCGCAUCAAACAGAAUCUGCCAGCCCAACAGUGUUACCACCCUCCGCUUUCCCUUUGGAUUUGCUAAACAAUGCUGUGGCUGGAUUUAGUACUGUGGAAGAACUUAUCCGGUACCUUGAACCAGAUAGAUGGCAGUUAGAUUUGGAAGACCUCUACAAACCAGCCUGGCAGCUCCUUGGAAAAGCAUACAUUCAUGGGAGAAAAUCUAGAGUGGUUGAUCUGAACCUUCUGAAGGAGGAAGUGCGAAUGUAUAGCUGUACUCCACGCAACUUUUCAGUGUCACUACGGGAAGAGUUGAAGCGAACAGACACCAUCUUUUGGCCACUUUGUCUGCUGGUUAAACGUUGUGGUGGAAAUUGUGCCUGCUGUCAGCAUUCUUGUAGUGAGUGCCAGUGUGUCCCCACCAAGGUCACCAAAAAAUACCAUGAGGUCCUACAGCUGAAGCCCAGGAGCGGUGUAAGAGGAUUGCAUAAAUCUUUGACAGAUGUACCUUUGGAACAUCAUGAAGAGUGUGACUGUGUUUGUAAAGGAAAUACAGAAGGAUAAAAGGAGCUAGACUCACUUCUUCCUUUUACAGAGCAUUCAAACAGUGGCUGAUUCUGUUCUGGGGCUUGUGCAUUAAUUUCCUUUUAUAAUCUCAGUUUUUUUUCUUUGAAAAUCUUCAGGAUUGACAGCUCUGGGAGAAAAAAAAGAGAGAAAAUCAAACUGGGGUUAUAUAUGUAAUGUAAAAGCUCUGUUGCUUGAAGUCCCACUAUAAGGAUGUGCAGAAGGCACCAAUGAGGAAAUUUUUUUCCUCCAACUAUAUAUACAUAUAUAUCAUCUCUUUCAUUCAUCUUGAAUUUAAAAGGAUUAAAGUUUAGGAGUAUAGGAAAAGACAGACGAAGACUGGACUUUGGCCAUCUUGCUUCUACAGAUCUGUUACUUCUGGCAUACAGCUUGGAACAUCUGGAAUCUUUCAAGUCUUCUCAGCAACUGUGUAUUCUAAAUCAAAGUGUUAAUUGUUUUAUAGACUGGCUUAUUCUGAAUUAAGCUUAAUUUUUCAUUGAUAUAAAUAGAAAAGACUGGACAGUGUGUCAUGGUUUUCAGUAAAAAUACUUAGCAAAGCUGAAUGGUCAGGGUAUAUGAGGAAGAAGGAACGAAUAGAAACAGGGCGUGGCUUUUUCUUCUCUCUACGGCCUGCAAGUAUUUUUGUUUGUUUAUAUUUUUAUUGUGUACAUUUUUAUACUCUCUUUGGCAGCAUAAUUAUUUGCUUUUCUAAUCUUGUGAAAUAUCUAUUUUUUACCAAAGGUAUUUAAUAUUCUUUUUUUAUUACAGCCUUGAUAAAACGACUUGUUAGUUUUGUAACACUUUGGAGUGAGAGAGAUAGAGAGGAGGAAACAAGAUGCAGUCACUGUUUCAGCAAGGAAAGAAGCUAAAUAAUGCAUUUGCACAUAAGAGAGGUAAAAAAUAUCAUCCCAUAUUUAAAAUUGUGUGCAAAUUAGCUUCUGUGAUGUUGAAGAUUAAUGUAAACAUAUGAAGCCUGUUCUUUCUAUACUAGCACCCCAAUCCAGAAAAGAAGAUCCCAUGGGCAGAAGCAGGCUUCCGCAAACAUAUCAGUUGUUGAAUCAGGGACCACAGCAUAAAUUGGAUGUGUGUUAAAAUGUCUUCUUUUCACUGGGAUUCACAUUUGUGCAUCUUCAUAAACAUUCUGGUACGACUGCUCAUUCAUAAAUAACCUUAUGAUGUGCAACUAAUGCUGGAUCUUGGUGUAUUUUUAAAAUAAUCAAAAAUACAAAAAGAGAACUGUCUGGUAGCCUGAUCAUAAACAUGUUUAUUCAGAAUUGUCCAAUUGAGUACAGUGGGACUUGCUUCCUAGAAAAUAUGCCUUGGGUUACAAUCUUAAUGGUUACAUUAGCAUGAGACAUCUCUUGACGAAACUGUCAUCACUGCUGACAUUUCAGUGUCAUCUUGCCUCCAUAAUAUAUAAGGUGUUCGUGAAAAAGGCACACAUAUUUAUUGCUUCAGGGGUAAGGGUUUUUAUAUUAAUGUUGAUGGUUAUUUUCUCUUAAGAACAGUGGGCUUCCAAUAUUUUAAUGAUGUAUAGUGCAUUUUUAUGAAAUGUGGUUUUGCUUAUGUACAGUCUAUAUGUAAGCCAGUACAUUUAUCCACCUUUUGCCAAGAGGGAAAAAGCAGUAAAAUAUUUUGCUUGUAGAAUGC
This is a messenger RNA of Eublepharis macularius, 3977 nucleotides long. It is a transcript of the gene PDGFC, whose product is annotated as platelet derived growth factor C. Bases 1290 to 2327 code for a protein of 345 amino acids. The record is from RefSeq and is a predicted model, not a curated record. Gene Ontology annotation, cellular component: membrane. Gene Ontology annotation, biological process: platelet-derived growth factor receptor signaling pathway; positive regulation of MAP kinase activity; positive regulation of phosphatidylinositol 3-kinase/protein kinase B signal transduction. NCBI's taxonomy places the organism in Eukaryota, Metazoa, Chordata, Lepidosauria, Squamata, Eublepharidae. The transcript is spliced from 6 exons. Gene Ontology annotation, molecular function: platelet-derived growth factor receptor binding; growth factor activity.